AUGGGCUCCCGGCACUUCCCUGCCCGGACUGUGCUCUUUGAGAAGGAGUCCACUGGUGUCACAUACCGCGUGCCAGCCCUGCUCUACCUGCCCUGCGUGGCCAAGCUGCUGGCCUUUGCCGAGGAGCGGCUGAGCGCCGAUGAUGCCCACGCCAACCUGCUGGUGCUGCGCCGUGGCACCGUCUAUGGCAGCUACGUGGAGUGGGAAGACAUGCGGGUGCUGGAGACAGCAGCACUGCAGCACCACCGCUCGAUGAACCCCUGCCCGCUCUAUGAUGAGUUCACCGGCACCCUCUUCCUCUUCUUCAUCACGGUGCUGGGCAGGACACCCGAAGCCUUCCAGAUUGUCACUGGGCAGAAUGUCACUCGCCUCUGCUGCGUCACCAGCGCCGAUCAGGGCCUGAGCUGGAGCAAAGCCACUGACCUGACGCAGCAGGUCAUCGGCAGGGCCAUCAAAGAGUGGGCCACCUUCGCGCUGGGCCCAGGGCAUGGGAUCCAGCUGCGCUCCGGCCGGCUGCUGGUGCCCGCCUACAGCUACCACAUCGACUGCAAGGAGUGCUUCGGGCAGCUCUGCAAGACCACCCCGCACUCUUUCGCCUUCUACAGUGACGACCAUGGCCAGGGAUGGCGUUUUGGGGAGUUCAUCCCCAACCUGCAGACAGGAGAGUGCCAGCUGGUCUCGGUGGAUGAGGAGGAUGGCUCCAACGUCCUCUACUGCAACGCCCGCAGCUCCCUGGGCUUCCGUGUCCAGGCACUGAGCACUGAUGACGGGGCUGUUUUCCAUGGGGGGCAGCUGGUCCCACGGCUGGUCGAGCCCCCACACGGCUGCCACGGCAGCAUCAUCGGCUUCCCCGCACCUUUGGUGACUUCAACAGGACCUCGCAGCUGCUCCUCAUUCCAAGGGGAUCCCCAAGGCACUUCUGGGCCCUUCUUUCAAGCGCCGACAUGGGUGCUCUACUCACACCCCACCAGCUCCAUGUCGCGGGUCAACAUGGGGGUUCACCUCAGCACCUUCCCCAGGGAUGCAGACAGCUGGACUGAGCCCUGGGUCAUCUACGAGGGCCCGAGCGCUUACUCAGACCUGGCUUACAUGGAGCUGCCCCACAGCCAGUUUCCCGUCUCUGGUGGCCCGGCCAUUGCUUUUGCCUGUCUGUACGAGAAUGGGAAGCGCUCGCCCUAUGAGCAGAUCUCCUUCAGCAUGUUCACGCUGCACGACGUGCUCCAGAACAUCCCCCUGACGGCUGCAGUGCCCCACAGGAAGCGAAGGCGAAGGAGCUGUUGUGUCUGCUAG
Centrocercus urophasianus (Greater sage-grouse) is the source of this 1290-nucleotide messenger RNA. It is a transcript of the gene NEU4, whose product is annotated as neuraminidase 4. Gene Ontology annotation, molecular function: exo-alpha-sialidase activity. NCBI's taxonomy places the organism in Eukaryota, Metazoa, Chordata, Aves, Galliformes, Phasianidae. The transcript has 4 exons. Gene Ontology annotation, cellular component: lysosome; cytoplasm; membrane. The record is from RefSeq and is a predicted model, not a curated record. Bases 1 to 1290 code for a protein of 429 amino acids. Gene Ontology annotation, biological process: ganglioside catabolic process; oligosaccharide catabolic process.